AUCGAGCUUCUGCUUCCCACCUUCUACUCAUAGUAGCUGUCUGUUCGAUCCGUCAAAUCCGGCCAGCCGAUCUUCAACAAGCUGCACCACUGCCAACUAGUACUGCCAACCCCACGGACGGAUCCAAGAGAGAGCGGCCGGCCAUGGAAGACGCCGUCCUCCUCACCGUGGCCACCACCGUGUCCAUCCUCUGCUGCACGCUACUCCUCCGUGCAGCUCGCUCCCAUCACUCCAAGUCCAAGCUCGUCACCACCGUCCCGCCGCCUUCCCCGUGGCGGCUCCCGCUCGUGGGCAACCUGCACCAGCUCGCGGGCGGCCGCCUCCCGCACCGCACGCUGUCCGCCCUCGCCGCCGCCCACGGCCCCGUCAUGCUCCUCCGCCUCGGCCAGGUCCCGGCCGUCGUCGUGUCCUCGCCCGACGCCGCGCGGGAGGUGAUGCUGGAGCAGGACCACGUCUUCGCCACCCGCCCGUCGCUCGCCAUCCCCUCCAAGCUCUUCUACGGCUGCACCGACGUCGCCUUCGCCCCGCACGGCCCCUACUGGCUGCACGCGCGGAAGACGUGCGUGCUCCACCUCCUCAGCCCCGCCAGGGUGCGGGCCUACCGCGCCGUCCGGGAGGAGGAGGUGGGCGCGCUCCUGGACAACGUCCGGCGGCAGGCGCGCGUCGUGAACCUGAGCGAGCUCCUCGCCGGGUUUGCCAAGGACGUGAUCGGGCGGAUCGUGUUCGGGGCGAGCGCCGCCACGCGCGCCGACGGGUGGGGCGCCAAGGUGGACGCGCUGCUGGAGGAGGGCAACGCGCUGCUCGGAACGUUCCACGUCGGCGACUACUUCCCGAGACUGGCGUGGGUCGGCGCCCUGGACGGCACCGACGCCAAGGUCGGCAAGGCGUUCGACAGGAUCGACGCCGUUCUCGAGGAGAUCGUCGACGCCGCGGAGAGACGAAUGGGCCGAGUCCACGGAGGAGACGCGCUGGGGCUGCACGACAGCACCUUCGUCGACGUGCUGCUGUCUCUCGGCAACAACACCUCCGGCAACGGCACCGGCGGCGCGUCCCCGGAGCGGCGGUUCACGAGGGACAACGUCAAGGGGCUCCUAGCGAAUCUCUUCGGGGCAGGGGCAGACUCCACCAUCAUCGUGCUCGAAUGGGCCAUGGCAGAGCUGCUCCGCAACAAGGAGGCCAUGGAGAAGCUACAAGACGAGCUAAGGAGUAGAUCCGUAAGCACCAACUCCGAUAUGAUCACCGAAGAAGAUUUACAGGGGAUGGUCUACCUGAAAGCGGUGAUAAAGGAGACAAUGCGGCUGCACCCUCCCGGGCCGCUGCUGAUCCCCCGCGAGGCCAUGGAGCCCGCGAGGAUCCAGCAGUACGACGUGCCGAGCAAGACCAUGGUGAUCGUCAACGCAUGGGCCAUCGGAAGGGACCCGGGCAGCUGGGAGUCUCCGGAGGAGUUCCGACCGGAGAGGUUCCUCGGCACCGGCGGCGAGGUGGACUUCCGGGGCCGGCAUUUCCAGCUCGUGCCGUUCGGUUCCGGGAGGAGGGUGUGCCCGGGGAUCAACUUCACCAUGUCCAUCAUGGAGGUUGCGAUUGCCAACCUCGUCGGCCGGUUCGACUGGGCGCUGCCGGAGGGCGCGGCAGCGGCGGUGGACAUGGAGGAGGCGCCUGGGAUCACCUCACGGAAGAGGGUUCCGCUUCACGUCUUGGCUACACCGCGGGCGCAGGCAUCGUGCAAUCACGACGUGUAGUUCGGAAUUCAUAUUGUGCUCCUCCAAAUGGUUCUAGCAAUUUGAAGGCUCAUUUCUUUAACAAUACUUUUUGUAUUAAUAUCAAGAAGAUAUAAGUAUGCUUGUCCUCUUCAUCAA
Molecule: messenger RNA, 1856 nt
Organism: Triticum dicoccoides
Lineage: Eukaryota; Viridiplantae; Streptophyta; Magnoliopsida; Poales; Poaceae
Product: (+)-menthofuran synthase-like
Exons: 2
Coding region: 144-1739 (531 amino acids)
Molecular function (GO): monooxygenase activity; iron ion binding; heme binding
Source: RefSeq, a predicted model, not a curated record